GGGCUGAAGCUGCCACCCCGGAGGAGGGACGGCGGGUUUCUCCCUGCCCGCGCAGCGCCGCGGAGGGAUGCGGAGGGAGGGGGGGCUGCCUGCGGGGCGGACCGGCUGAGCGCAUCCCCGGGCGCGGCGUGUGCGCUCCCUCCAUCCCUCCCUCCCUCCCUCCCUCCAUCCAUCUCUCCCUCCCUCCCUCCCUCCCGCCUUCCUCCCUUCUCCCGCCCGCCGCAGCCGCGCUCCGGGGCUCCGCCGCCCGCCCCGCCGCGAUGCCCCGCCGCUGCUGAGCCGGCCCCGCCAGGUUGAGGACGUGUGGGACCUGUUCGAUGGAAGUAGCCAUGUUGCGAGCAACUCCACCACCCACCUUCCCAGUGAGCUUCCAACUCCUGAGUGUUGUGCUGGUGCUGCUCUCGCACGCGGACAGCAUACAUGCAGAGAGCCCCAGCGAACUGCCUGUGAAUGACACCGAGGAGUGCACUGGAUCAUACAUCUGCAAAAAGGGUGUGAUUUUACCGAUAUGGGAACCCCAAGACCCCUCCUUCGGUGACAAAAUUGCUCGGGCAACAGUGUAUUUUGUAGCAAUGGUGUACAUGUUCCUGGGAGUAUCUAUCAUAGCUGACCGCUUCAUGUCCUCCAUCGAAGUCAUUACGUCCCAAGAGCGGGAAAUAACCAUCAAGAAGCCCAACGGCGAGACCAGCAAAACCACGGUGAGGAUCUGGAACGAGACCGUUUCCAACCUCACACUGAUGGCCUUGGGCUCAUCUGCCCCUGAGAUCCUCCUGUCUGUUAUCGAAGUGUGCGGCCACGGCUUCACAGCGGGGGACUUGGGGCCAAGCACGAUUGUGGGGAGUGCUGCAUUUAACAUGUUUGUCAUUAUUGCGAUCUGUGUUUACGUCGUUCCAGAUGGAGAGAUAAGGAAGAUCAAGCACUUGCGAGUGUUUUUUGUUACAGCGGCCUGGAGCAUCUUUGCCUAUACUUGGCUUUACAUUAUUUUAUCUGUGUCUUCUCCUGGGAUUGUGGAGGUCUGGGAAGGCUUGCUCACCUUCUUCUUCUUCCCCAUCUGCGUGGUGUUUGCCUGGAUAGCUGACAGGAGGCUUUUAUUUUACAAGUACGUCUACAAGAAAUACCGAGCUGGCAAGCAGAGAGGCAUGAUCAUUGAGCAUGAGGGUGACCGGCCCUCCUCCAAAGCUGAUAUCGAGAUGGACGGCAAGGUUGCUAAUUCUCAUGUGGAGAACUUUUUGGAUGGGACACUGGUGCUGGAGGUGGAUGAGAAAGACCAGGAUGAUGAGGAAGCCAGGAGGGAAAUGGCUCGGAUCCUGAAGGAGCUGAAGCAAAAGCACCCCGACAAGGAGAUUGAACAGCUAAUCGAGCUGGCCAACUACCAGGUCCUGAGCCAGCAGCAGAAGAGCAGGGCCUUUUACCGCAUUCAGGCCACUCGGCUCAUGACAGGAGCUGGCAACAUCUUGAAGAGACACGCAGCAGACCAGGCCCGCAAGGCUGUCAGUAUGCAUGAGGUCAACAGCGAGGUGGCAGAAAACGAUCCCAUCAGCAAGCUCUACUUUGAGCAGGGUACCUACCAGUGCCUGGAGAACUGUGGCACUGUCGCCCUGACCGUCAUUCGCCGGGGAGGUGACUUGACCAACACGGUGUACGUUGACUUCCGGACAGAGGACGGGACGGCCAAUGCCGGCUCCGACUAUGAGUUCACUGAAGGAACAGUAGUCUUCAAGCCUGGCGAGACCCAGAAGGAAAUCCGUGUUGGCAUAAUUGACGACGACAUAUUUGAGGAGGAUGAAAACUUCCUGGUCCACCUCAGCAAUGUCCGCGUGAGCACCGAGGCCUCAGAUGAGGGCGUUCUUGAGGCCAGCCGUGUCUCCACUCUCGCCUGCCUGGGAUCACCAUCUACUGCCACUGUCACCAUCUUUGACGAUGACCAUGCUGGCAUCUUCACCUUUGAGGAGCCAGUAACACACAUCAGUGAAAGUGUGGGGACCAUGGAAGUGAAAGUGUUGCGAACCUCUGGUGCACGAGGAAAUGUUAUUGUGCCCUACAAAACCAUCGAAGGCUCAGCCAAAGGCGGAGGAGAGGACUUUGAAGACACCUGUGGGGAGCUGGAGUUCCAGAACGAUGAGAUAGUCAAAACGAUAUCAAUCAAGGUGAUAGAUGAUGAGGAGUAUGAGAAAAACAAGACCUUCUACCUAGAGAUCGGGGAGCCCCGGCUGGUGGAGAUGAGUGAGAAGAAAGGUGGCUUCACCAUCACAGAGGAGAAUGAAGAAAAGCAGCCACUGACCAGCAAGGAGGAGGAAGAGCGUCGAAUCGCGGAGAUGGGGCGCCCAGUCCUGGGGGAGCACACCAAGCUCGAAGUCAUCAUUGAGGAAUCCUAUGAGUUCAAGAACACGGUGGACAAGCUCAUUAAGAAGACGAACCUGGCCCUGGUGGUUGGCACAAACAGCUGGAGGGAGCAGUUUAUUGAGGCUAUUACUGUCAGCGCGGGGGAAGACGACGAUGACGAUGAAUGUGGGGAGGAGAAGCUGCCCUCCUGCUUUGACUACGUGAUGCACUUUCUGACCGUCUUCUGGAAGGUCCUUUUUGCCUUCGUGCCCCCGACAGACUACUGGAAUGGCUGGGCUUGCUUUGUCGUCUCCAUCCUCAUGAUCGGCCUCCUGACAGCUUUCAUUGGCGACCUGGCAUCCCACUUCGGCUGCACCAUUGGCUUGAAGGACUCUGUCACCGCAGUCGUGUUUGUCGCACUGGGGACAUCGGUGCCAGACACGUUUGCCAGCAAAGUAGCAGCAACACAGGACCAGUACGCAGAUGCCUCCAUCGGGAACGUCACUGGGAGCAAUGCUGUGAACGUUUUCCUGGGCAUCGGGGUGGCCUGGUCGAUCGCAGCCAUCUACCACGCAGCGCACGGACAGGCCUUCCAAGUCUCGCCUGGCACCCUGGCCUUUUCCGUCACCCUCUUCACCAUUUUUGCUUUUAUCAGUGUGGGUGUGCUGCUCUACCGGCGGAGACCUGAGAUUGGAGGUGAGCUGGGCGGGCCGCGGACUUCCAAGCUGCUCACAUCCUCACUCUUUAUCCUCCUCUGGCUCUUGUACAUAUUCUUCUCAUCUCUGGAAGCCUACUGCCACAUAAAGGGCUUCUAAAGGGACAAUCAGAGAUAGUAAAUAUAUAUAUAUAUCUAUAUGUAUCUAUAUAGAGUGAUAUAUAGGUAUAGAUAUAGAUAUAACGCUGUGUAUAAUGAACAGAGAAAGAAUAAAAGAGAUUUGCCAUGUUCACACACCUGCUGACGAAAAGCGGCUUUGGAGCAUCCUUUGAACUAGGCAGGACCCCAAAGCCAGCAGGACCCCUCCCCAGGCAGCGGCCCCGGCUGGGAGCCUGGCGGCAGGGCCCUCUCUGCAACCCCACCAGCAGGAGCGGAUGAUGGCCACCGAGCCCCCGUCAAGCCCUCCUGCCGCCGGCCCCAGGAGGAGGAACACCGGGCGAGCAGGGCGCGCAGGUGCAGGGAGGCCAGAGUAGCCGGUGAGCCGUGGAGCGGUGGGCGAGGGAGCGAGAGGAGAGCGAGGGUCCCGACCUCCGACCGCCGUCCGCCUGCCUGCGCUGCUGGGGAAUGUCCCCUCUUGCCCUGCCAGAGGGAAGCGAGAGACCGGACUGCAGACAAGGGGAGCCGGGGAGCUUUCUAAGGAUAGAACAGACCGUUUUCGUCAUCGAUUUGGGGUUGAUUUUUUUUUUGUUUGUUUUGGCGUGUGUACAACUAGCAUUGCCCCUCGUGCCCGCCACAUGCCCCUCACCUUUCCCUCUGUGCUUCGGGGAUGCUUAGCAGCGCGCUCGCACCUGGUGUCCCCAGACGCGGGGGGGGGGGGGGCAGGGUGUGCCCCCCACCCUGUCCAGCCCCUCAGGCUUGCUGUCGUGGUACUUGUAGCAUUUGCAUGAAUGAAAUGACCCCUAUCUGUAUAUAGCAUCCUAUAGCGAUAGUCCUUCCAGCCAUGUGGGUUGAGCAUUGCAGAUACGAGUGUUUAUUUUUCACCGGGUUUUAUUUAUUUUAGUUAGUUUAGGGUUUUGCCAUAGGUUUUUGUGGGUUCGUUUGUUUCCUCUCAGCAGAGGGAAAGCUGUCCCUGUGUAUUGUUCUGCGCGUGGGUCCACGAGAAGCAAUAAUGGCCGUGCAGAUGUAGGUUUUCAGGGAGGAAAACCCACCCCCAGAGGCUGCGGGCUUG
Molecule: messenger RNA, 4205 nt
Organism: Falco peregrinus (peregrine falcon)
Lineage: Eukaryota; Metazoa; Chordata; Aves; Falconiformes; Falconidae
Gene: SLC8A1
Product: solute carrier family 8 member A1
Exons: 8
Coding region: 318-3137 (939 amino acids)
Biological process (GO): calcium ion import across plasma membrane; cell communication; sodium ion transmembrane transport
Cellular component (GO): axon; postsynapse; sarcolemma
Molecular function (GO): calcium:sodium antiporter activity
Source: RefSeq, a predicted model, not a curated record